AGGCUUGUUGUUGAGCGCCCGCCUACAUUCGGACAGCCUUUGUAGUGCGAGUCAAUAUUCCCGGAAGCGUGCUGUGCGUUUGAUUUGAGCUGCUCCCUCCUCGCCAUUCAGUGGCGCGUACUCCAGUGUCGCUGCAGCAUUACGUAGACUAUGGCAGAGCAGGAUCCCACCCCGGAGCAGCUGGCGGCCAUCGCAGCGGCCAACGAGGAAGCGGAGGGCGGGGUCAACUACAAGCCCCCCGCUCAGAAGAGUCUGCAGGAGAUCCAGGAGCUGGACAAGGACGACGAGAGCCUGCGCAAGUACAAGGAGGCCCUGCUGGGGAACGCCGCCGCGGCUACAGUAGACCCCAACGCUCCCAAUGUCCAGGUGACACGCUUGACCCUGAUGUGUGACACGGCGCCGCUGCCCCUGACCCUUGACCUACAGGGAGAUCUGGAGUCCUUUAAGAAACAGUCCUUUGUCCUGAAGGAAGGCGUGGAGUACAAGAUAAAGAUCAGCUUCAAGGUCAACAAGGAGAUUGUGUCGGGACUGAAGUAUGCCCAGCAGACCUACAGGAAAGGAGUCAAGGUUGACAAGUCAGACUACAUGGUGGGGAGCUACGGGCCACGGCCGGCAGAGUAUGAGUUCCUGACCCCUCUGGAGGAGGCCCCUAAAGGCAUGCUGGCCCGCGGCACCUACAACAUCAAGUCCAAGUUCACUGAUGACGAUAAGCACGACCACCUCUCCUGGGAGUGGAACCUUAACAUCAAGAAAGAGUGGAAAGACUGAGGCCCCGUCAACUUAAUUCUUCCCCCUCUUCUUAUUCCCCCUCCAUUAUUUUGCAUUCAUAAUUAUGUGAUAAGUAAUUAAGGCAAAUUGCUCUCUCGUCCACCCCAAUCCCUGCAGUAGUUUCAUUCCAGUCACGUUGUCAUGCCAUUCACCCCCCCCCCCACACACACACACACUCCUUGUGAUGCUGAGUAUUGAAUAUGUGGAGAAAGCAAAUCAUGUGCACAAUCAUGAAUUUGUUUUGGUUAGUUUGUAUAUAACCUUUUUUUUUUAUAUGAAAAAAAUGAAAGAUUGAUUUGUUAAUGCUCUUGAUAUGGAUGUCAAUCAACUGUGUGAAUUCCAUCCUUUCCCCUUCAUCCCCUCUUUACCCCCCUUCCUGCUGAUUGUUUUAUACAACCAUGAUCUGCCUUGUAAAGGUGUUGCUGUGGUAGGUCCACACUCUGUACUCUUUGUUGGGGACGUUGCUCUCUGUCAGUGGAAAGCCUUUGAGUAGAUUAUAUGUACCAGAGUCCACACAAUUAGUUUAUUCUGGAACUAGUGUGAAUUCCUAACCGUUAAGAGGUGCCAUGAACAGCACUUACCGGCAGUCACCAGAGGCACUGUGACCACCUGCUGAAGGUGCAAGUGUGCCUCUUCCUGGUCAGGGUUUUCACCUCCCUACCUAGUUCAUUCAGCAGCCAUGUGGCCUUAAAGAGGAUUCCUGUAGAACUAACGAUGAAGGAAAUGAUCACAAAGAGCCAUUUGCCUUUAGAACAGAACUGUCAGAUUGUUACGAGAGCCUCCUACGGGGUUUGAGUAAAAGAGUUUUAGGCUGAGUGCAGGUGCGAACAGAUGAUCAGACAGACCAUUGAGAUGCUUGUACCUUCUUUCCAGAAUUAGCCAGUAGAAGUAGACCAUGAAAGAGAACAGCAGACAUCUCUGCUCCCUUCCCUCCUCACCACAUCCAGUGGUCUCAAUGUGGACCACCUUUAGUGCUGUUUGCUGAUGUGAAUGUGUUUACGUUGAUAUAAAGAACCUGGUUUUGUUGACAACUAAGAAAUGAGCUCCUUGUCAAAUGCCCUCUAAGCAGACCUUGAGGCCUUCUUCCAGUCACUAACUCCAUUACUCUAGCGUCUCAUAUGGGGCCUUGCUGGUGGCCCUUGUGAGCAGAGAGGAAUGUCACACAAGGGUUGUUAAUCUGCUCACCUCGAGUAUGAAUCAACUUUAGGAUUACCAAAACUGGCUGUGCCUCUAGCCUUUACAACCACCAGCUGCUCUCUGCUAAGGUCAGACAUUCAGAAUGGGAACUCAACAAAUAGUUUUGAACUUUGGGCCUGAUGUUUUAGGUCAGGUCUAAGUUGUGCACAGACCCAGAGUUAAGUAGAACGAGAACAGCCAAGACCUCUUAAUACAAAACCGUGUUAUAUUUUUCUACACUCCAUUAAUCAAUGUCAUAACUUGUGAUGUAGGGCUCAGGCUGUUUGGUUUCAAUGGUUCAGUAUGCUUCACUGGAUCAUUAUUCAGUAUUGUUUUGAUUCUGUGUGCCACCUGGAGAACACUGUUCACCUGUCACAUUAAAGUCUUCAGACUGGA
Molecule: messenger RNA, 2340 nt
Organism: Oncorhynchus mykiss (rainbow trout)
Lineage: Eukaryota; Metazoa; Chordata; Actinopteri; Salmoniformes; Salmonidae
Product: rho GDP-dissociation inhibitor 1
Biological process (GO): Rho protein signal transduction
Cellular component (GO): membrane; cytoplasm; cytosol
Molecular function (GO): protein binding; Rho GDP-dissociation inhibitor activity
Source: RefSeq, a predicted model, not a curated record